AUGUACUACUUUCCUCUCACACAGAGAUUGCAAAGAUUAUAUGCUUCGAAUGCAACAGCGAAAGAAAUGAGAUGGCACGUUGAGCAUGACCAUGAAGAUGGGGUAAUGCGUCAUUGUUCAGAUGUAACUACAUGGAAGCAUUUUAAUAAAACACAUCCUUCAUUUGUCACGAGGUUCGAAUGUAAGGCUAGGAUCAGUGCACCGAUGGGUUUCAACCAUUCGGUCACCGACAACAAUAUUCAUCUUGGCCAGUCAUUGUCACUCCUUACAAUUUGCCUCCUUGAGUUGAAACAGUUGUGGGAAGUUGGAGUUGAGACAUAUGAUGCAUCAAAGAAGAAUAAUUUUAAUAUGAGGGUUGCAUUAUUAUGGACAAUAAGUGAUUUCCCUGCAUAUUCAAUGUUAUCCGGCUGGAGCACAGCAGGCAAAACUGCUUGUCCAUAUUGUAGGGGCGAUUCAGAUGCAUUCACAUUGACAAAGGGUGGUAAACAAUCAAGGUUUGACAAUCACCGAACAUUCUUACUAGCUAACCAUCCUUUCGAUUUUAAUAAAAUUGCUUUUAGAAAGAACAAGAUUACAAAAAGUGCUCCCCCCAUUCUAUCUGGUGAGGAAAUUUUAGAACAAAUAGAACAUCUAGGAUUAAUGUGUGUCACAGAUAUGGGUGCAAAUGAGAAUAACAGUUGCAAAGCAAAAAACACGGGUUGGAAGAGACGGAGCAUUUUUUGGGAUUUGCCAUAUUGGAGUACUAACAUGCUUCGCCACAACCUGGAUGUCAUGCAUAUAGAGAAAAAUGUAUUUGAAAAUAUUUUUAAUACUGUGAUGAAUGUUGAAGGGAAGACGAAGGACAAUGCAAAAUCAAGGGAAGAUUUGAAAGAGUUUUGUCACCGACCUGAGUUAGAGAGGGAUAUGGCAACAGGAAAGUAUCCUAAAGCAUGUUACACAUUAGACAAACAAUCAAAAGCAGUAUUGUGUGAAUGGCUUAAAAAUCUUAGAUUCCCAGAUGGUUAUGUGUCAAACAUGGGUAGGUGUAUAGACAUGCGAAAACUAAAGUUGUUUGGGAUGAAAAGCCAUGAUUGUCAUGUCUUUAUGCAAAGAUUACUCCCAAUAGCAUUUAGGGAAUUGCUUCCAAAAAAUGUGUGGCAAGCAUUGACCGAAUUGAGCAAUUUCUUUAGAGAGUUAACUUCAACAACACUUAGAGAAGAAGCCAUGUUACAGCUCAAUGAAGAGAUUCCUAUAAUAUUAUGUAAACUUGAGCGUAUAUUCCCUCCAAGUUUCUUUGACUCCAUGGAACAUCUCCCAGUACAUUUGGCUUAUGAAGCAUGGAUUGCUGGUCCUGUGCAAUAUCGGUGGAUGUAUCCAUUUGAGAGGUAA
Molecule: messenger RNA, 1368 nt
Organism: Hevea brasiliensis (rubber tree)
Lineage: Eukaryota; Viridiplantae; Streptophyta; Magnoliopsida; Malpighiales; Euphorbiaceae
Exons: 2
Coding region: 1-1368 (455 amino acids)
Source: RefSeq, a predicted model, not a curated record